AAGUCCGUUUUUUCACUAGUUAGUUAGUAGCAUGUCGUGUUGUCAACAGGAGGGACAUGAGGACCGCAGCUCGGGUCUUUUUCCAGCUCAACGCGGUGCUUGUCGUUGUCAGAGAGAGAGAAAGAGAGAUCUGACCAGCAGAAGAAGUGUUUACACUUUCUCUGAAUAGGAACAUUGAAUUUAUCUUUCGGAAGAAAGGGAUUUUACACCGUAAUAUUGCCAAAUGUAACAUACGCCUACUUUCGUAUGUGUCAUUUAUUUAUAAUGGGAAUAAAUGGAAAUGGACCCAGAAGCCAGACUUGGAAGCAACACUUCUGCAGCUUUAGAGAAUAAAACAAAUGAUCACCUCUCGAAGUAACCGUAACGUUAUUAAUAACUCCUCGCCGAAUGAUAUACCGACGUGUAUGUGCACAAGCCAACGCGUUUAAAUGUAAAGUGGAGUAGCUAGGUGUUAACUUUUCCAGCCAGUUAGAUAGCUGUCAUGGAUAUCUGUCCAAGACCUAGUGGAGAAAUUCAAAGAAAAAACCCACAGCAGGAUUUCGAGCUCAUUCAACGUGUUGGGAGCGGCACAUAUGGAGACGUAUACAAGGCUCGAAACAUCCAAACGGGAGAGCUUGCUGCUGUUAAGAUUAUUAAACUGGAGCCAGGGGAUGACUUCUCCAUCAUCCAGCAGGAGAUCUUCAUGGUGAAAGAAUGCAUGCACCACAACAUAGUGGCCUACUUCGGGAGCUACCUCUGCCGCGACAAGCUGUGGAUCUGUAUGGAGUACUGUGGGGGAGGAUCUCUACAGGACAUAUAUCAUGUGACGGGUCCCCUAUCAGAGCUGCAGAUAGCCUACGUCUGCAGAGAGACCAUACAGGGUUUGGGAUAUCUACCCCUGCAUGUGGAUGUGGAGGGUGCAAAUAUCCUCCUAACAGACAACGGGCAUGUGAAACUAGCUGAUUUUGGAGUAGCAGCCAAAAUAACAGCCACCAUUGCCAAGAGGAAGUCCUUCAUCGGGACUCCUUAUUGGAUGGCCCCAGAGGUAGCAGCAGUAGAGAAGAACGGAGGCUACAACCAGCUGUGUGACAUCUGGGCCGUGGGCAUCACCUCCAUAGAACUGGCCGAGCUGCAACCCCCUAUGUUUGACCUGCACCCAAUGAGGGCUUUGUUUCUCAUGUCAAAGAGCAGCUUUCAGCCUCCCAAGCUAAAACACAAAACUAAGUGGACCACAGCCUUCCAUAACUUUGUUAAAGUCACGCUGACCAAGAACCCGAAGAAGAGACCGACAGCUGAGAAGCUCUUAACGCAUUUGUUUAUAGAUCAGACAGGGCUGACCAGGAGAGUAGCUGUGGAGCUGCUGGACAAGAUGAACAACCCAGACAACCACCAACACUUCUCUGAGGUGGACGACGAUGACCUGGAGCCUCUUUCAGCAGUGAGACAUAUCAUUCGUUCAACCAACAAACACUCCAGAGCAGAGAGAACUCGCUCAGAGAUCAACUUUGAUAAAGUGAAGUUUGAACCUCCGCUGAGGAAGGAAACAGAGGCUCACGUUGAAAUGGACGUGACUAAACACAGCGACUUCCCCUCUCCCUGGAGCCCUUUCGCAGAGGGAGGCAUCUCUACCAGGGGACACAUGGCCCAUCUGGAGGACGCCUUUGAAGACGUGGAGCUGUCGACCCUCAAGCACGGAAUCCCACCUCCUCUACCCCCAAAGCCUCAUCUGAGCAGUUUGUCAGAUGAGCCAGAUGUGAGUGAUGAGCGGUGUCUGACAGUGAGGAGAUUUCCAGGCUCAGAGGACAGUCCAGGUCCAGGCCUGUUCCCCCGGAGGCUGAGCACCCCAGAGCAGGGCAACAAGGCGGAGCAUUCUGGUCCGGACUACCUGUCAGCCAGCGGCAGUAGCCCCAAUCUGCUAUCUACGUCCACAGCCUCAGACCCUGAUCCCGAUGACGGCGUGAACGGAGAGAAUCCCAGUGCUCGUCCCAGCCGACCACAGAGGACGGAGAAGAAAGACUACCUUAAACCUGCCAUCAACGGCCUGCCGCCAACUCCUAAAGUCCUGAUGGGGGCCUGUUUCUCCAAGGUGUUUGAUGGCUGCCCACUGAACAUCAACUGUGCCACGUCGUGGAUACACCCUGAUACCAAAGACCAGUACCUUAUAUUUGGGACGGAGGAUGGGAUCUAUACCCUCAACCUGAAUGAGCUGCAUGAAGCCACCAUGGAACAGCUGUUCCCCAGGAAGUGUACCUGGCUCUACAUCAUCAACAACAACCUGAUGUCUCUGUCAGGGAAGACCUUCCAGCUCUACUCACACAACCUGAUUGGGCUGUUUGAGCAGCUGAAGAAGCCUGGCCUGGCCUCUCAGUUCCACACACACCGCUUCCCAGACAAGAUGUUACCAAGGAGGUUUGCCUUGACAGCGAAGAUCCCUGACACAAAGGGCUGUCACAAGUGUUGCAUUGUGAGGAACCCAUAUACGGGCCAUAAGUACCUGUGUGGAGCGCUCCAGUUUGGGAUAAUCCUGCUACAGUGGUAUGAACCCAUGCAGAGGUUCAUGCUUAUCAAGCACUUUGACUUCCCUCUGCCCAGCCCUCUGAAGGUGUUUGAGAUGUUAGUGGUUCCAGAGCAGGAAUACCCCAUGGUGUGUAUAGCUGUCAGCCAGGCCACGGAGCCAGGCCAGGUGGUUCGCUUUGAGACCAUCAACCUCAACUCCUGCUCUUCCUGGUUCACUGAAAUGGGAUCAACUGGUCGAGCAGUGGACGCCAUCCAUGUGACCCAGCUGGAGAGGGACACGUUGCUAGUGUGCCUGGACAAAAAUCUCAAGAUCGUUAACCUCCAGGGAAGACUGAAGUCCAACAAGAAGCUAGCCUCGGAGCUCAGCUUUGACUUCACCAUUGGAUCCGUUGUGUGCCUUCAGGACAGUGUUCUGGCCUUCUGGAAGCACGGCAUGCAGGGAAAGAGCUUCAAAUCCAACGAGGUCACCCAGGAGAUUUCUGAUCCCAGCAGAGUCUUCCGCCUCCUAGGAUCUGACAGGGUGGUGGUUCUGGAGAGCCGGCCCACUGACAACCCCACAGCCCUCAGCAACCUCUACAUCCUGGCCGGACAUGAGAAUAGUUACUAGCCCUGACCCUGUUACUGAGAACAGUUACUAGCCCUGACCCCAGCCCUGUUACUGAGAACAGUUACUAGCCCUGACCCCAGCCCUGUUACUGAGAACAGUUAGUAGCCCUGACCCCAGCCCUGUCCCUGUUACUGAGAACAGUUGCUAAAGACCGGUAGCCCUGUCUGGCUCAGCC
Oncorhynchus keta (chum salmon) is the source of this 3278-nucleotide messenger RNA. Its product is annotated as mitogen-activated protein kinase kinase kinase kinase 5-like. The coding region runs from base 482 to 3103 and encodes 873 amino acids. Gene Ontology annotation, biological process: protein phosphorylation. Gene Ontology annotation, molecular function: MAP kinase kinase kinase kinase activity; ATP binding. The record is from RefSeq and is a predicted model, not a curated record. The transcript has 34 exons. NCBI's taxonomy places the organism in Eukaryota, Metazoa, Chordata, Actinopteri, Salmoniformes, Salmonidae.